Molecule: messenger RNA, 3561 nt
Organism: Pseudovirgaria hyperparasitica
Lineage: Eukaryota; Fungi; Ascomycota; Dothideomycetes; Acrospermales; Acrospermaceae
Exons: 3
Coding region: 424-3330 (968 amino acids)
Source: RefSeq, a predicted model, not a curated record
CUCGAGCACUGAGCUUCCUUCCAUGUCCGCACGUCAUCUCACCCUUUCCGUUCUCAACAAUCACCUUUCGUUUUGCUGGCUCCAGUACUCCCUGUCCGGCAUUGGAAUCUCUCCACGCGUACCUCACUCGUCACACAAGAACACAAACUAAAUCGACACCAUCACUAACGAGACAUCCGCGUGUUGUAGACUACCUUGUCAUUACCCUCGGCUCCGCUCGUUACACGCUCCCAACAUCGAUUUCUGCAUUACUGUCCUGCUAUACAUCAUUUCAACAUCCGAUACGCCAGCGACACUCCUUUGUACAUACUCUUGAGCUUGUCCUUUGUGAUAGCUCAUUUCCCGUGUCUAUAAAUUGGACAGCGGAGUCUUCAGGAGUGUUCAUCGUUGUGGAGAGCUUCGCAUGCGGUAAUCGCCUUCCCCAUGCCGCUAAACUUUUCGAACAAGGUCUUUCCACGUCGCAAAUCUUCUGGAAAUGUCCUUGACGAAGUACAACGCCCAACCUCCGACGGAUUCAGGGUUAUGAGCCAAGUAGAAGUGGAGAACAAGAAACAGCUCCAAGCAGCUGAGAAGGAAAGAAGGAGCCGGUCUGGUUUCUUUGGUACCAAGCCCCGUCAAGGAUCAGUAGAGGCUGAAGAAGAUAUUCGUGCUCGGAAUAGUUCUCUCUACGACAAUUCUUCCUCUUCAGCACGUUUCAGCUCAUCUUCCACGCUUCCUUCAUCGUCAGACAAAGAAAACUCGGACAAUAUCUUUGCUCCUACCAAGAUUUCCGAUUCGCGCACGUUUUCGCUUCGUGGAGCUGGCCGCACCUUCACAUUUGGGGGCAAGAGCUCAAAGCUAGAUUCAAUCAACGCAGCAAAGCCUUCGCCGCCUCCUCUGCCUCACAACAUACCUCUUCCGAAUCCACAAUUCAGGGAGAGAUCCAUGACGACGACUAGCUACGCUAGCACUGCACAACCACCCAAGAUUGAUUACAGAAUAGAGCAGGAUACUUCGGAAUUUGGAAGUGGCUUCGACAAUCUGUUUGAAGGACUAAGCAGUCCUCGGCCUGCACUAGACAAGCCUUUACCACCAGGGCCUGCUCAACGCACCGAAUCUGAGCCAGUCUUGGCCCUUCCCCCACGAGUCUUCACUUCUACUCGUCCAAACGCUCCUCCUGAUCCGGCUGAAAUCAACGCCAUUCGUCGAGACAACAAUCUGUCGCCCAGAUCCUGGUCUUCACAAGACAAUUUGAUAUCCUCUUCCUUAACUGACUCCCCUGUGGAAGAGCGAGCGCCACCGGUGCCUCCGCAUAGAGAUAUGAACAGUCCUAGGAUGCCUCCCGAGGCCAUUUCGCCGUCUUCCGACCGCUCCGACUCACCCUAUCGUCCAGUGCUCUCCACGUCUCAACAGAACUCAUAUCUUAGCCUACCAACGUCGUACACGCGCAAAGACAGCACAUCAUCUGAGCUUUCACCAAAGCACUCGUUUUCAUCCAUAUCUUCUCAGGAGGAACAUACUUUGACACGAGCACCAGUACCUGUGCGCAACACUGCUUUUAGCGACGGGGAUGAAUCCGUCGCUAGCGACGCCACGCCACGCGCAACAUCCCGGCGAGAUGCCGACGAUGAUGAUCUUGCUGCAUCUGCGGCCGCAGCAAUGUCCUUUGCUGAACGACCACCAGCCAACAAGGUCAUGAAUCAGGCUCAAUACAACAGCUACCGUCGCCAGCAAGAGAUGCGGGCCCCUAGCGUACAUAGCGAAUCAGAUACCGAGGAGGAUUACAACUACGACGAAGAAGAUGAGGCGGAGCGUCAGAGAGAAAUUGCGAAACAAAGACGGAAGCAAGAGGCCGCAAUGUCCGUCUACCGACAACGCAUGUCCAAAAUGACUGGGGAGAAGCCGAUGCAAGCCCCGUCAAUGAUUGCCGAGCAUCCAACGGCAGUCAAGAGUGACAGCGUUCCAACUGUCACGAUUGGUGACGAGUUUUCAGACGAGUUGGCUGACACACUUGGCGCGCUUGAUGGUACUACUCCGACCAGGAACGGGAUCAGUGGGAAGAGCUCGUCAAGUGGUGCCAGCGGUGAAGAGUCACCAGACGAGGACACCCCUCUUGGCAUUCUGAUGGCUCAUGGCUUUCCGAGCAAAACUCGACCUCCCACUAAAAUGUAUGGAGCAGGUACACCAGUCGUUGUACCGUCUGAUCGCCCGGUGUCUGCCGGAAAUCCGCGUGCUUCAAUGAUGCCCGGACCUGGAAAAAUACCUCCUUUUGCCCGUGGUCUGCCCCGGGAAGCGCCAAAUUACUUCGGCGAUGGACUCGUUCAGCCAUCAAAUCGGGAAUCUUUCGCAUUGAAUAAUCACGCUCCUGCUUCCGUCUACGGUGGCUCCAUGGCUGGCGAACAGCAACGAUCUACCACACUGAUCAAUGUUAUCGCCAACGAAGAACGUUCAAAAGCUAUGCGUCGUGGCAGUCCGAAUGCUCGAAAUGGCUUUGGUCCCAUGAUGCAGUCUAACCAAUCGAUGCCCAACUUUCAGGUGUCUCAAAAUAUGCAAAAUCUAGGCAACGGUAUGGACAUGAACGGCAUGAUGGGUAUGCAGGGGCCGGGUGGAAACAUGGAUCCAUCGUUUCAGUGGAAUCCCCAGGCUUUCUUUCAGCAUAUGGCCAUGCAGCAGCAGCAGAUGUUUGCAAUGACACAACAGAUGAUGGCGAUGGGAGGCAUGAAUGGCAUGAACCAACCCAUGACACCCAUGUCUGGGCCAAACGGAAUGCAGAACGGCUACCUGAAUCCUAGUAGUACAUAUGCUCCAAGCGUUGCCGGAAGACCUAUGUCUAUGGCACCCUCAAUCUCGAAUCGGACGAGUACAAUGGUAGGACGACCGCAGUCUACAUUUGGUCUUGAACCAAGUGCCCGCACGCAGAGCAUGGUCCGCCCACCGUCCACAUUCAAUCUUGGCUUGAACGUACCCUCUUCACGACAGAGCACCCUCAUGAGUGGUGCAAAUCCAAAUUACACCCCUUCCAUUGCGCCUUCUGAGCGUAGCACGGUUGGUAUGGCCAGCAGAUACCGACCCGUGAACACAUGCGUGAACGAAGGCGCUUCAGUGAUGUCUGGACAACUCAGUAAUCAUCAAUUGCAACACCAGCAACCUGGUCCAGCAAGUUCAGACAUUCAUACUAGGCAAAAGCCAGGGCGAGGCAAGGCCUUUCUGAAUGCCUUCAAACGCAACACACGGCACGAGGAUAUUGAAGAGGAAGACUGGUCUGACGUGGCUCAACGCAAGAGUCGGUUUCUAAAUCCGGACCGGAAGCACGAGCGGGACUUAAAAGACCUCUGGCCUCAGGACGCAUGAAAACAACACUCGGAUUGACCUCGGUUCGAAUAUUCACCCUAAUAAUCAAAAGCCUACUACAUUCUAAUCUGGCACCAUCUCAUUUAUGCUAAAACAACGCUCUCUACAUUACCGGCGGCCAUGCCAAUCUUUUCGAGAUCAAUGCGUUGGUCAAGGACGUAGAUACAAAAGAAUCACUGUCUCCUUCCGAUGACAGGAUAAAAGUCAAUUCGGAUCCAGAUCAUGCCACCU